AUGUCACAAACCUCGAGCAAUAGAGGCCAGACCUCACUGGCGGGCGUUCUUCGACUCAAGGGGACUACUAGUCCUACCAAAGAAGCAGUUUAUUGCUCUGGAAAGGCCUCACCACAGUUUGCCAUUGCCGCCAGUGAGACCUCGAGGUCAUCCACGCCUGUGACAGAUGCGUCGACUUACAAGACAUCAUCUUCAGUCAGCUCUUGGGGCACGGGCUCUGCGUCGCAAGAGAGGGAUGUCGAAGACUGCAGCUAUCUGGAGAAGUGCAAGAAGGAAUUUGGUGGUGGCAACAAGUGGGAUGAAGAGAGCUCACCGGACCGGUCUCAUAGACAGUUAUCAGAGCGCCCGACAUACCCAGUUGCCCUGAGACCGUUACAUUCGGGCCGUGAUCGGAAGUCGGAGAGCGACUCAGGUCAGGCGAUGGGAGGCUACGCCAGCUUGCCCCCGUCAUCUCGCGGGGUUAGGGCGGCACUAGGGUCCGAAGCGAGCGAGGACGAGUCCUGUAUGGCUGACGAGGAGGACCAGUAUAACGACGAGUGGAGUGGGGAGGACGACAGCUUCGACGCUGCCAUCAUUGCCGCCGUGGACGGGGAUCUAGCACUGGCCGCCUAUCUCAUCCCUCUCCUGCACCACUCGUUCAGUUCGGCGGUACGGUCCAAGGUCGAAAUGUGGCAGUGUGGAACUUCACCCGAGUCUGGCGCUCAGCAUUCGGAUGGCCUGCGACCGGGAUCCUCGGCGAGUGCGAAUCUGUCGCCGACGACUCCCCGCAAACGCCGGCGCCGAGCCAGCUCUGGCGGCGGUGGUGGUGGCGACGGCGACGGCGAUGACGAUGACGAGGAUAGAGACUUUGGAAACACCAAUGGGAACCCAGAGAGUCCCAGCUCGCCGCUUCUGGCGUGUCCUUUCCACAAGCUGAACCCGAUCAAGUAUGGAAUCCAGCACAGCGCCACGACGGCGACGACGAAAAAUGACUACUAUAGGCCCUGUGCAGGGCCAGGCUUCAAGACCAUCCAGAGGUUAAAAGAGCACUUGAAACGCAAACAUACAGUCGUUCAGUGCCAGCGAUGCUACAAGAUCUUUCGAGGCCCAAGCCGGGAGGCGUCUGUCAAGCUAGAAGAGCACUCGAGGACGGAUGAACCAUGUCAAAAAGGCGAUCCUAACCUGAGAGAAGGUAUCAGCACAACACAGUGGGCGUCCCUCGACAGGCAAAACCGGAAGAAGCCCCAAGAGGCCCACAAACUUGAGAAGUGGUUCGAGAUCUGGACGAUACUCUUUCCGGGCAAAGAGAAGCCCACGACACCAUGGUAUGACGGGCUUCCAAUCGACUCAGGGGGUCCCCCGACCAGAGAGAGCGAGGAGUUUGCCAGCAUCUUUGUCAACAUACUCAGCCACAAGGUUCGGCAGGGCGAUAUAGCACUGCAGGCGGACCAGAACACCAUGGAACGGCUCAGAAACGUGGUGCAGCAGACGUUCCGAACCUGGACCAGCCUUCGCGACGGCCCUCAGAGCGACGCAUCGUCUAGCCUGACCGGCAGCGGACACCAGUCGUCUUCGCGCGUCGGCGGCUCCUCGACGCACCUCUCGGCCCCCUCAGGAAGCGCAUCCCGGCAGCCGACGACGUCGUCGUUCACGACCAUUUCCGCAUCCGGCCACGUCAACACGCUGUCGCAGUCGCACCCAUCUCCUCCUCGCCACCAGCAGCAGCAGCAACAGUUCCCCAUGCAUCAGCUCAGCAUGCAGCCGGCAAACGGCGGGCAGCAGUUUAUCGCGAUGCCCAUCGGUCGGCAGGCCAGCUUUGCACCGGCCCUGCCGGCUCACAACUACGGCAUGCACGUGCCAGAGGACAUGAACUGCCUGCACCUCUACCCGGUGCAGGCUCAGAUGACGCCUGCGCUCUGGACCACUGCGCCAGGCAUGCAGUACCACUUUGCGGGGGCGGUCCCUGCGCAUGCUUUCAACGGUGGUGCCGCGCAGCAGAUCAACGGAUCCGAGUUUUUCUCUGGAGAUGGUGCAGAGAACUUUGUGCCUGGGCUCGAGGGGGAGUUUGCGAUGCAGUGA
This is a messenger RNA of Pyricularia pennisetigena, 2058 nucleotides long. RefSeq lists its product as uncharacterized. Bases 1 to 2058 code for a protein of 685 amino acids. The record is from RefSeq and is a predicted model, not a curated record. The transcript is spliced from 4 exons. NCBI's taxonomy places the organism in Eukaryota, Fungi, Ascomycota, Sordariomycetes, Magnaporthales, Pyriculariaceae.